Molecule: messenger RNA, 1616 nt
Organism: Clarias gariepinus (North African catfish)
Lineage: Eukaryota; Metazoa; Chordata; Actinopteri; Siluriformes; Clariidae
Gene: ncf1
Product: neutrophil cytosolic factor 1
Exons: 11
Coding region: 70-1260 (396 amino acids)
Biological process (GO): superoxide anion generation; respiratory burst
Cellular component (GO): cytoplasm; NADPH oxidase complex
Molecular function (GO): superoxide-generating NADPH oxidase activator activity; phosphatidylinositol binding; protein binding
Source: RefSeq, a predicted model, not a curated record
UCCUAUAAAUAUCAGUGUAGUAUGUUUUCUUUUAGUUUCCUGCUGUGAGGAUUGUGUGAAGUGUUCAGAAUGGCAGAACCAAACGUGCGACACUUGGAACUUUUGGGCUAUGAGAAAAGGUUCUAUCCAAGCCAGCAUUAUGUGUACAUGAUCAUGGUGAAAUGGAGCGACCAGUCGGAAAAACUGAUCUACAGAAAAUAUCCAGAAAUCCAUACUUUCCAUAAAUCUUUGAAGGAGAUGUUUCCAAUCGAGGCAGGUGACAUUGAUGCUAAAGAUCGUGUCAUUCCUAGAUUGCCAGCUCCAAAAUGGAUCGACAGCCAGAAGUCAACUGAGACUAGGCAGGGGACUCUGACUGAAUACUUUCAAUCUCUGCUCAACCUGUCUUCAAAGAUCACCCAAUGUCAGCUAGUCACAAGUUUUUUCCAAGUACGGCCAGAUGACGAGAAUCCACCAGCACCAAAUCCAUCUAAACGGAACGAGACCUUUGUCUCACCCAAUGACAGAGCCAGAACCAACAACUCUGAAAUCACAGGUCCAAUCAUGCUGGACACCUACAGAGUGAUUGGAGAUUACAGCAAAACCUCAAAAUAUGAGCUCAACCUGAAGGCAGGGGAUUUAGUGGACAUUGUGGAGAAGAGUUCCAAUGGUUGGUGGUUCUGCCAGUGUGAUACACAUAGAGGAUGGGCUCCAGCCUCCUAUCUAGAGCCACUAGAUGGACCUGAUGAGUCUGAAGAGCCAGAACCAAACUAUGCAGGAGAACUGUACAAAACCACAAAAGCCUACAAAGCAGUGGAGGAGGAUGAGCUCACCCUGGAGGUUGGAGAAAUCAUUGAGGUCAUCCAUAAACUUUUGGAUGGCUGGUGGGUGGUCAGGAAAGGAGACGAGACAGGGUACUAUCCAUCCAUGUUUCUUUGGAGUACUGGGGAAAGGAAGGAAGUGGAGGCUGAAAGGAGCGCUGUGACCAGGAACACCCCACCACCCAGGAGAUCGACUAUACGUAAUGCCAAGAGCAUACAUGCCAAAGGUCGCCAACGCAUCAGCCAGGACUCAUACCGUAGGCAGAGUCGCAAAUUCCUACAGCAGCGAGGAAGACUUGUGUCCCAGCCAAGAAAAAACUCCAGAUCUGCUAUGGUGGAAGAAGAUGGCAGCAAAGAGGAGGCAAAGAAAACCCCAGCCAUACCUCCUAGACCUAGCCCAGAGCUUAUUAUGGAGCGUUGCACAGAAAACACACGCAAGAGAAUCAGUAUUCACGCCAACUGAGGUGGACUAGUCACUGCUCCUAAACGCUCAACACUGCACCAGGAUGAAGAACGGCAAGCUUUAAUCUGUCACUGCUGCAGCUUUUGCUUGAUGCAUCUUUCAUGAAGAGUUGCAUGGCAUGGAAUUGUCAGUCUUAGACACGGCACAGUUUCAUUUCCCCGUUCGAGGAUUUAUAUCCAACAUCUGUGAAUGCUGGCAGCUUCACUUCUGUGCUCUAUCUCUGUAACCAAAGAGGAACAUAGCAGUUUUAAGCUCUGUGUAAGGAUGUUACAUGACUGUAUAUGUACUUGGUAAUAAGCUAUAGUGUUGUUUUUGUUCAUUGUUCUUUAUUAAAAUAAAUGCAAAAAAAUAGCAAA